CAGUUGAAAAACAGACACCACCGACACGACAACAAGUGAAAAAGAGAGAGUUAACAAUUCCACACGAUUAUGAUUUCAAGAAUAAAAACCUGGAGCCGUUCACCGCUCAUUCCGGCCAGAGAUCAUGGGUCAGCGAUCCUUCCGCCGGCAGAUCGGCCGGAACCCAUUCCGGAGCUGUGCGAAGAAAAGCAGCCCGUCAUGGGCUGGCUGCUGGGCUGGGAAUACGGCCGGAAAUGGCUCGAGAGGCGCGAUGACAUCCAGCGACACCGGAACUUGGUCAGCAAGUUCGGCCGGAUUCCGCCGGACUUCAACUGGUGGCUCAACCAGCGCAGGCCGCUCUUUGUGCGCCAGCAGCGUUUCCGAACCAAGGGCGGACCUCGUCCCCGGAAACCAAUUACGGCCUUCGACGUUUCCAAGCAGAGGCGUGAGGCUCAACACCAACAACUCUUGAAGAGUGAGGCCAAAAAUCAGUAAAGCAAAAAGAAACCCUUUGCCCUGCCUGGCUUAAGCCAUUACUUUAGUUAAAACCAAAACUUUGACAAAAUUGCUAAGCCGAGCUCGACACCAUCACAAUUAUAUUAUGAUGCAAAUUGUCAUAAACAAAUUUUACGAAAAUCAUGUGCCUAAUAGAGCAGCUAGCAUGCAACAUAUUUUUGAAUAAAUGUGUAGUAUUAAAGGCAGGAUCUGAAUUCCAAUGCUGUCCGUUUUGUAUCCUUUAGUCGUCGAAUAAAUGACAGCAUAAGCUUAACUGUUAUUACCCCAA
Molecule: messenger RNA, 763 nt
Organism: Drosophila elegans
Lineage: Eukaryota; Metazoa; Arthropoda; Insecta; Diptera; Drosophilidae
Exons: 1
Coding region: 70-474 (134 amino acids)
Source: RefSeq, a predicted model, not a curated record